GCGUCAUAUAAGACAGACAGCCAGCCGCCGACACCAGCAGACUGACAAGUCUAGGGAACACUGCCGGAUCUUCGCCAGCACCUGCAGACUUGAUCCGCCUAAACACUCUUACUUGGUAACUGACAUAUGACACAUUACCAGCUGAUGGUGCAUGUUGACACCUGGCGAUGAAUGUUAACAUUACCAACUGGUGAUGCAUUUUGACAGUAACAACUGGUGGUUGCACGAAGCUGUACCACUGCGUGAACCACUUUGAAAUACACCGUGAUUGUUACAAUAGCAGCCUCUUCCAAUUCGACAGGUGCUGAUAUUCAGUCAAAUAUUAUGAAGCUGUGGUUCCCGGUGGUGGUUGGGGUGGCGUUGCUGUGUGUGAUGGUGGAUGGCGUGGAGGAGACAAAGGAAGUCGCAGCAGCAAAAAUUGGUGUCGUUGGGUCGUGGCUGGAGUUUCUCAAAUCUUACUGGCAUCAUGACCAUGAAACCCGCCCCCAGGACAGGGACGACCGGACUGGCAAGAACAUGGACUACAACUACUACGAGACACCAAUGACAGAACUAAUAGACAGCGACAGUCCAGGUUUCAGUAUGAGUGGCGUCUUGAAUCACACAAAGAACUGUGCUCAUGUUUAUUCUGCUCUGGCUGUGGCCUCCGGAGCUUUCGCAUUGAAGUACGGUCUCUGUGUCUUCAAGGGCUCGUGUCCAGGCGCCGCUGUUACACUCACCGAGACCGCAUAUACCACCACUACAAUUCCCACUACGUACGCCUUCACCACCACCUACACCUCAACCGUAGUCCCUACCACGGAAACCCUCACCAUCCUCACUGUCAUCACACCCACCAUGUACAGUACCUCCACCGUAACCUCCACCGUAACCUCCAACAGCUAUUCCUACUUCACCACCAUCACCACCACCAUCACCAAAACCUACGUAACGACCAUCAUCUUCUCUCCAGCCGUGACUUUCAUGACCACAACCACUCCCACCACCACAAUCUCCCGCACCAUCACAAGCACCACCAGCAGCACACGCACCAUCACCACUACCCUCAUACACGCCUCCACUACCAUAGUAGUUCCCCUACAUUUUGAAUGACGCGUCUCCCAACAUCACCUUAGGGAGCCGGUCGGCCGAGCGGACAGGACACUGGACUUGUGAUCCUGUGAUCCCGGGUUCGAUCCCGGGCGCCGGCGAGAAACAAUGGGCAGUUUCUUUCACU
Messenger RNA from Procambarus clarkii (red swamp crayfish), 1216 nucleotides. RefSeq lists its product as uncharacterized. The record is from RefSeq and is a predicted model, not a curated record. Lineage: Eukaryota; Metazoa; Arthropoda; Malacostraca; Decapoda; Cambaridae.